Messenger RNA from Penicillium canescens, 402 nucleotides. RefSeq lists its product as uncharacterized. The record is from RefSeq and is a predicted model, not a curated record. Bases 1 to 402 code for a protein of 133 amino acids. The transcript has a single exon. NCBI's taxonomy places the organism in Eukaryota, Fungi, Ascomycota, Eurotiomycetes, Eurotiales, Aspergillaceae.
AUGCACUUUUCUUAUGUUGUUGGCCUCCUCGGAGCCAUUGGUACCACGUUGGCGCUCCCGGUUUCCAACAAUGACCAGCUAGAGUCGGCCCCUCGAGAUGUUGAUAAGCGCUUCUACUACACCAGCUACGAUGGUCCCGAAAAGCGUGACGAGGACCUCGAGAAGCGUUUCUACUACACCCACUAUGUGGCCCCCGAAAAGCGUGACGAGAACCUCGAGAAGCGUUUCUACUACACCCACUAUGUGGCCCCCGAAAAGCGUGAUGAGAACCUCGAGAAGCGUUUCUACUACACCCACUAUGUGGCCCCCGAAAAGCGUGACGAGAACCUUGAGAAGCGUUUCUACUACACCAGCUACGAGGGUCCCCAAAAGCGGGACGAGGAAGCUACCAACAGUGUGUAA